UUAUGCUAAUUUGGUCUUUUGUGAAUUUAUUUUUCGCAAUCACAAGCUGUCUGUCACAAUUUUGAAGCACAGUUCUAAAACACAUUGAUCGCAAAUUAAUCUUUGUUGAUAAGUGAUCAAUUGUCGAACGAGAAAAUAAUCUAAUGUUGAUUGUGGAGUCAAAUUAAGUUAGCAUUUUUAUAAAAAAAGACUUGUAGCUAUGUUUGUUUUCUAUAAAACAUAUGGAAACACAAAAAAAAACAAAAAGACAAUGUAAUGUGGAAGGAGUAUAGAAUGAUGUUACUUUAAGUUUGGUAUUGCCCGAAGCAGCUAAAUUUGGCAUUCCAACAUUUUCUCCAGUUUUUCGUUAAUCUAAGAAGAAAGUGGUCCAGAAUGGCCACAAAUAAUACAGCCAAUGAACGGGUUGAUCAAAUAGCAAUUGAAGAUUUAUAUCCAGCAUUGGUACAAUGUUUUGGCACAAUUUUAUGCGGCUAUAUUGCUGGUCGACUAAAGAUUAUAACAAACGCCGAUACUAAAGGUUUAAAUACAUUUGUUGGCACGUUUGCGUUACCAUCCCUUAUAUUUACAUCGCUCGUCACGUUGGAUUGGAAAACGGUGAACUGGAUAUUCUUACUGGCUAUUCUCAUUUCAAAGUGUAUAAUAUUUUUUGCUGUUGGUAUUGUUUCACUUUUAAUGACAAAACCCACAAACUUCGGCAGAGCAGGCAUUUUAGCUAUAUUUUGCACACAAAGCAAUGAUUUUGCUAUUGGUUCACCCAUUGUGAACGCACUUUACCAUAAGGCACAUCCAGAAUAUGCAUCGUAUUUAUACCUUAUGGCUCCAUUGUCACUUGCAAUCCUCAACCCAAUUGGAUAUAUUUUCCUCGAAUUGUCAAGCGUUAAGAAACCAGCCACCCCCACUCAAGUUGAAAGUGCUGAGACCGCACAAACAGCAUUAAAUCAAGAUGGUCCCAAAAAAGUUACACUAAUAAAAGAAGCAUUGAAGUCCAUCAUUUUGAAUCCAAUUUUGUUUAUGACAGUCUUUGGAGUUAUUGGUGGAUUUUUGUUAAGCAGUUUACCGCCAGUGAUCGCCGGUGUUUUAGAUGUUUUUGGAAAAUCUUUUUCAGCUACAGCUCUAUUUCUGCUGGGACUUCGAAUGGUUGAUAGUACCAAAUAUUUUUGUGGGCCUGAACUAUUAACACCCAUAAUAUUGAUAAUAAUGAAAGAGUUAGCACUACCAUUGGUCAUACGUCAAACAAUAAAUAUCAUUGAUCCAAGUAGCUCACUCACCGAAACAACCGACUUGAGUACAUUUGGUUUUCUUUACGGAACAUUCCCAGCAGCACCUGGAGCGUUCGUGAUUGCUACUAAAUAUGAUGCGGAUGUGGAUUUAGUUGCGAGCAGUAUGGUUGCUUGUACAUUUAUUAGUGGACCAAUAAUAUUUAUUUCAGCGAAAAUGAUUUCUCUCACCAAUUUACAGCCAUCAGAUUUCUUCCCUGAGCUGGAAGCAUUUUCGUUCGAUAUAUCAAUUAUCGGAAUUUUAAUGGGAACUGCAACAAUAAUACUGUUCACAGUAACUAAAAGGCACCAAAAGAUGCCACAUAAAGUCACAUGUUGUUUGCUUAUCUCUCAAAUCAUUGUAUGCAUUGGUGUUAUGAUAUGGUCAUAUUUUGGUAUGGAGUCAAUCCCUGUAUUUUAUACACAAUUCAUACUGUAUACGUUUGGUUGCCUAAGCAGUCGCAUUUGGUGCGGUAUCAGUGCGAUUUCAAUGCUAUUCAUUCAAUAUAGAAGUUUAUGCUUUGUUUUGAAAAUGGUUCCAAUUUUUAUGGCAGUUGGUUGGGGUAUUCCAGCAAUUAUCAUAGGAUUUUUGUUAAUCUUUGAUAGAGAAAACAUUUUGCCUACCACUAAAAGAAAUCCAAAUUUUCAAUAUGGAAAUGCACAAGCAGCUAUUUCAUUGUUUAUUCUGGUCAUAACUUUUAUUGUUACUAUUGGGUGCCUAGUCCUGCACCAAAGAUAUAAGAGACGGGUUGAAAACUAUUUAUCACUUACAAAGGAACUAUCUACUGAGUCCGUGAAUACAAAGGAUACAUACAUUAGUAACGCUGAACGCAACACAUAUAUAAAUACAGAUAAUAGUGAACAAGAUACAACGAGAAAUAGAGUUAGACCAGCAAUUUCAUCGCAAGGUAGUUGCACAAGCAACGUAACAGUUUCAGACAUUGAAGAUUUAUGCAAAUCAAAUGGCAAUAACAAUACCAUACGCCCAAACGAAUUGUGCGAUUCUUCAUAUGCGUGUAGCGGUUCAUCUCGCCAACAUUGCCAAGAACUGGUGCGAGACUAUAAUCAACAGCAACAAUUGGAAUUUCAAGAAUUUUAUAAUAGCAUACAAAGUCUACGACACACAGUCGUAUUAAUCCUAUUGCUAUGUUCUAUGUUUGUGUCGAUUGCCUUAUCGGUGUGGACCCUAAUUAUGGAAGGAAUGUCUGGCAUUUAUAUAGAAUUGUCAUUUUUGGAAGCUUUCUUGAAUUUUGGACAGGUAAUGCUUGUUGCAGCUUGUUUCAUCACCGACACCGAUGAAUUCUGGAAGAUUAUUGGACGCUAUUGGCGCAAGCUAUCUCAAUUCAAUCGAAAUCGGAACAUACCACAAAUGCCAAUGCCAGGCUCAUCCUCUCCUAGCGCAAGUAAUGACAACAAAACAAAAAUUAUUUGUGACCAGUUUAUUCGACAUCAUCUAGAUAAUUGCAAAUUAGCCAUCGGAUCAGAUCGCUUCGCACACUGUCAACUGUACAAAGAAGCAUUUUAUGGAUCAACUUUUGUAAAUUGGCUUAUUACAGUGGGCCUUGCAACCGAUCGACGCAGUGCCAUUAAUUUUGCCAAUUAUCUGAUCGAUGGAGACAUUUUGCAUCACAUUAAUGACGUAAAAAAAUUUUAUGACCGUGACAUUAUCUAUUGUUUCAGUGUCUAAUAUUAUAUUAGACUUUUUAUUUUAUUUUUAUGAUGAAUUGUGAUAUUUAUUUUGUUUUCACAUAAGUUUUCUCUUCUAAUAAUAUUAAAAUAUUAUGCAAUCCAUGGUUUGUAUGAUUUUAAUGUUAUUUGGAAGAAUUUCCAGUAUAUUUUUGUGUCCUAUUUAAAUCAAUCAUAAAUGAUUUGACUUAUAUCGGCAUAUCGAUUUCGAAAACGUUACCUAAACCAAAAUCAAGUUUUUUUUCUUAUUUAAAUUUUUAAAAAUGUUUUUACUGCAUUAUUAUUGCAACCAAUUUAUACAAAUAUAUAGUAAUGCGAUAAUGUUUUACAAAGCUGUCUAUGAGGAAUAGCUUUGAUUAUGGACAACAAUACAUUUUAUCUUUAGUUUAUGUCCAAAGAUUUUGAAGAUUGUUAAAAAUAUAUGAAAGUUCCUGCAUUCUAUUCUUAUACUAGCUGAUAGUGGACUGCAAAAUAUUGUGAAAAUAUAAAAAUGAAUAUUAAAAAUAUCUAAGCGCAAAA
Molecule: messenger RNA, 3461 nt
Organism: Contarinia nasturtii (swede midge)
Lineage: Eukaryota; Metazoa; Arthropoda; Insecta; Diptera; Cecidomyiidae
Gene: anchor
Product: integral membrane protein GPR155
Exons: 10
Coding region: 373-2943 (856 amino acids)
Biological process (GO): intracellular signal transduction; transmembrane transport
Cellular component (GO): membrane
Source: RefSeq, a predicted model, not a curated record